UCUCUCGCUCUCUCUAUGGUGCGUUUGUUUGUGUAUCGGCGAGUCCCGGCGGUGAAACCGGAGAGGGGCCUCAGUGAGAGGGAAUGCGGGACUGCAAUGGAGCACAAUGCAAUACAGUGGUUGGGUGCUCCCUCCUGCCAGCGAGGCAGCUACGCCUUCUAUAAGUCGGUGAGCAGCAGAGCUCAGCCUGACGGGCCGGUCCAGGUGUGGAAGCUUGGGGAGUUUUACUUCAUCCGCUGUGGACCGCAGGAUCCCGUGUGCAUCGCUGAGGUCACCUUACUGUGGGAGGACCAGGCCAGGCGCCACCUGCUGGCCAGUGCCAGACUGUACUUCCUGCCUGAGGACACACCGAAGGGCCGGACCAGGGAGCACGGAGAGGAUGAAGUUCUGGCAGUGUCCAGGAAGAUGGUGGUGCGGGUGGAGGACCUGGUGCAAUGGUCAUGUGUAGAGCCGGCAGGUUGGAGCUGCAGCACGAAGCCGCCGUCUGGAGGAACCAACGGGAUCCACAAACCUCCGCAGAGCAGUGAGCUCCUGAAAGACAAAGCUGAGGAUGGCGUGGCGGAGUGUCAGGGCGUCAAAGUGCUCAGCUACCCGCAGUACUGUCGCUUCCGCUCACUGCAGAGACGCAUCCAGGACACCGCCAGGGGGCCGGCGCUGCAGGACCCCCACCUGCUGGCCCUGGGUGGCGUCAAGGUGCUGCCCAACACCCGAGUCAUGUACUGCAGAGACACCUUCACCCACCCGACGCUGGAGAGCAGCGCCUGCUUCUCCUGGCAGUUCAGAUGUCCAACUCUCAGUCUUCGAGGACGACCUCGAAAGAGGAGAGGCCGGGACAGCAAGGACUCCCCCAACUCCAGCCAGUCAGAGUCCUGGAUCGAGAGGAUGAAGGAGAACGUGAUGGGCAGCGUGGAGGUGGGCUGUGAGGGUAGCUGGCUCCCCCACCCUGAGGAGCAGCUGUUCCUGGAUCAGCUCUUCACCUUCAUGGACCGUCAUGGAUCACCCAUCCACAAAGUCCCAAACCUGGGCUUCAAGAAGAUCGACCUCUUCCUCAUGUACUCGGUGGUGAAACGGCUCGGAGGCUACAAAAAGGUGACGGUGGACCGGCUCUGGAAGGUGGUGUACAACGAGCUGGGAGGAUGUCCCGGCAGCACCAGCGCCGCCACCUGCACCCGGAGACACUAUGAGAGGCUGAUGCUGCCGUAUGAGGAGCACCUCAGAGCUGAAGGAGCAGAGUUUAAAAUCCCAGAGUCCCCCACGCCCCCCAAACCCAGAGGGAUCAGAGGGAGGAAACCUCUUCCAAGAGGCAGGAAACCUGGACCAAAACCCAAAGAGAAGAAGACCGUCACCCCUGCUGUUCCUCCUGCAACUCUUCCUCCUGAUGCAGCUAUGGGGAACCCAAAUGGCAUCGUGGUGGUGAAAAGAGGCCGAGGUCGGCCGCCAGGAACCCGGAACAAGGCCACGCUGAUCGCUCAGGCCAAGCUGCUGGCUCAGCAGCAGGCCAAGGCCAAGACGCUGGCUGAGCCUCAGAGUCCUCUGCUUCCAGCUAAAGGCAGAGGGGGGCCGACAUCCAGCAGCUCCCACCGGCCCAUCCAGCCGGCCAUCCUCCCCGUCAACAUGCCCCUCACCCCUGACCUGUCCCCAAUGUCGGCCCCUUUCCUCCCAUUCCCGCCCAAACCUCAUGACCUGAAACUGGACCGAGGUGAGUCUGGAACUCCCACCGUGCUCCUCUCCACACUGCCUCGCCACUUUGUCGGAGGCUCUCUGGGCGGGUUCAGCCCCAUCAAAGGCGUGUGUCCACUGGAUGUCUUCAGAAGCCGCAUAAGCCUCCAGAGGAGCCCAGCCAUGACCCCUCAAGACCCGGCUCAGCACCACCAGACCGUCUACACCCUGCAGCCCAAAAAUGGAAACCCGGAUACGCCCCAUCCCAGCGGUGAGCAGCCACACCAGCAACACAACCGCUGUUCGGGGUGUAACUCGGAUGAAGGGGGUCAGAGGGGGGGCGGCCGGGACGCCAGGAGCCGCCCCCCCCUGCCCCCUCUCCGGGUCCUUCCUCUCAACCUGGACUGCAGCGUUCAGGUGUGCCAGUUGAUGAGGACUCGUCACUUGGACUCGUCUCAGCUGCAAACCUUCACCCGCCGGCUCUCCGAGGCCCUGUCCCAGGACCUGAGCACCAAGCCCCCAUGCUCCCCCAUCACCCCUCCCCCCGAGCAGGCGCUGCCCCUCAACCUCAGCAAACGCUUCGCCCCGAAGACUUCCGGCUCAGAUGGAACGGAGCCGAGCCGGCAGGCGGCAAAUGGAAACGUAGAUCCGCCGUUGUCGAAGAGGUCCAGAACCAGCCUUCAGGACCAGGCCCAGGACUUCAGCCUGGGGGGGCGCUGCAACUCUGGAGGAGGUGCAGGAGGAGUCCAGGAUGUGCAGGCGAAGAGCCAGGAGGAGCCCGCAGACUUGAGCUCCCCCAGCAGGAUCAGGGCAUUCCUGCUCGGGCUGCCGCCCUUCAAGGUGAAACUGGAGGAGGACCUGAAUGGGAUCCGGUUUGGGAAAUUUCCUCCUUCAGGAUCAGAUCCUGAAAGCCAGAGAACUGAGACCGAGAAGGGGGAGGGGACUGCGGCAGUGAAGAUGGAAGAGGAGGCUGAGAAGGAGCAAACUGAGGAGAGAGAGCCCAGCCACUGCGCCGGUUCUGGUUCUGGUUCUGGUCCCACGGAGCUACGGGGACCCAGAUCCACUAAACCUGACACACAAUGUUUUUAGCAUUAAUUCCUGUUCACACGCGCAGUAUCAGGCAGGAAGUUACAGCCUGAGGGAGCAGGGACGUCCCAGUCCGCCGUUCCCUCCCAGCAUUUCCUUUUUACUGGUUUGGGAUGAACGACGUCGCAGAGACUCGUGACAAUCACAGGGUUUCUCUUCCUUUUCUCCCUCGUUAACCGAAGAGAAACCGACUCCCAAACACUGCCAUAAGCCUCCGUAACACUAGUAACUCCACCAUUCAAUGUUCCGUUGAUCCACGUUAGUUAGAACAACAGACUCUACGGGUGAUGCUAUGCAUCAAGACUUCAUGGAAUACAUCUAGACUGUACUGUAGUUAGCUUCAUUUUUAAAUUUUACUCUACAUCUGUAGAGAGAUGGUUAUUUUCUCAUAAAGUGUUUAAAUGUAAUCUGGGGCUCCUCAAGUCUUCACGUUAUAGCUCAUGAAGUGAAGCGUUUCUUUAGUCCUGCUCAUUAGCUGAAAUUAUAUAAACUUUUUACACACAUGUGCCUUAAACGGCCUGCGAUCUGCCUCAUCGCUGGCUUCUAACACAUCCACCUGAAGAGAUACCUUGAUGUUGGACCACCAGAGACCUUUAUCCUUCUGAUCCUGAACUGGUCUGGUAGGAUACACGGCUAUCGGCUCGCAUUUAAUGCCAAAACAAAUAUUGGUAAUCCAUGAGAUAGACCCAGGUGGUUUUUUAGGGGCGAUACCAAUUAUUAGUAGUCAAGGAGGCUGAUAUUUGGAGCUGAUAUUCAUUUCCAAUAAAAGUGUAAAUAUUUCGUCAAAAUAUUGAGAGUAAUCCAGACUCCAACACUUUGUUUAAAUGCUUUUAAGCAUACAUUUAUUUAACAGUUUCCAGGGUCAGCAGCAUCUCAUAAAGUGAAGUAAACAUUUAAAUAAAUAACUUGCUGAAGUUUUAUAAAGUAAAUAAAACAGUUAAAUAAAAUUUGCAACAAAAUGUAAGUCUCAACUCGGGUCAGUAGUCUCAGUUGAGCAGAAAAAAGCAGAGCUGCU
Molecule: messenger RNA, 3760 nt
Organism: Melanotaenia boesemani (Boeseman's rainbowfish)
Lineage: Eukaryota; Metazoa; Chordata; Actinopteri; Atheriniformes; Melanotaeniidae
Exons: 12
Coding region: 16-2748 (910 amino acids)
Biological process (GO): regulation of transcription by RNA polymerase II
Cellular component (GO): nucleus
Molecular function (GO): transcription cis-regulatory region binding
Source: RefSeq, a predicted model, not a curated record